UAAACAGGCCUAAAAUCCCACAUUGGUUUCUAAAACCCUUAAAACGUUAAACCCAGUGCGGUAGCAAAGUCGGAGGCACAUACGGCCACCAGCAGCAGAGAAGAGAAGCCAUGGUGAAGUCCUACCUGCGGUACGAACCGGCGGCGGCUUUCGGUGUGAUCGUCUCCGUCGAUUCAAAUAUUACGUACGACAGCUCGGGGAAGCACCUGUUGGCGCCGGCACUUGAAAAAGUGGGCGUCUGGCAUGUACGACAAGGCGUAUGCACCAAAACGCUGACCCCGUCUCCGGCAUCGCACGGUGCCUCUCCUGCCGUCAACUCCAUCGCCACCUCCCUUUCAUCUCUGGUAGCUAGUGGAUAUUCGGAUGGCAGUAUAAGAAUUUGGGAUGCCGAAAGAGGAACUUGCGAGGCCACGUUCAAUGGGCAUUCAGGUGCUGUCACUGCCCUUCGUUACAACAAGCUUGGGUCUAUGCUUGCCUCUGGAAGCAAAGAUAAUGACAUCAUUUUAUGGGAUGUCGUUGGUGAGACCGGCCUUUUUCGUCUCCGAGGGCAUCGGGAUCAGGUUACCGAUGUUGUCUUCUUGGAUUCUGGGAAGAAGCUCGUUAGUUCCUCAAAAGACAAGUUUUUGAGGGUGUGGGAUACUGAAACUCAGCAUUGCAUGCAAAUAGUAGGUGGGCAUCAUACUGAAAUUUGGUCCAUAGAUGUCGACCUAGAGGAAAGGUUUCUGGUAACUGGUUCUGCAGACCUGGAGCUUCGGUUUUAUAAUAUUAAGCAUGAAAUGGUGGAGGGGCAAUCCGCAGAUAGUAUGAAAGGAAAUGAAAUUGUGAAUGAUGGUGAUAAUGCCCCUGAAAAUAAAUGGACUGUUUUGAAGCAUUUUGGUGAACUUCAGAGGCAAAGCAAGCAUAGGGUUGCUACGGUGAGAUUCAACAAGUCUGGAAAUUUGCUGGCUUGUCAGGUGGCUGGCAAAACAGUGGAAAUAUACCAUGUGUUGGAUGAGGCUGAAUCAAAGCGUAAGGCAAAACGUAGAGUUCAUCGGAAGGAGAAGAAAUCUAAGAAGGAGACGAAAGCUAAGGAGGAAGCAUCUGAGUUGAUAGAAAAUGGAGAAGCAAAUAAUGGCCCUGGAGAAGGAAAUGUCCCUGUGGUUACAGUUCCUGACGUUUUCACGCUAAUUCAAACUGUUCGAGCUAGUAAAAAGAUAUGUUCAGUUUCCUUCUCUCCAAUCACUCCAAAGAAUUCGCUGGCUACAGUAGCUUUGUCUUUGAAUAAUAAUUUACUGGAAUUUUAUUCCAUUGAAGACAAUGCGACCCCAAAAUUACUUGCUUUAGAGCUUCAGGGACACCGUUCUGUUGUCAGAAGUGUUACACUUAGCUCCGACAGUACCUUGUUGAUGUCAACUAGUCACAAUUCUGUAAAGUUUUGGAAUCCAAGUACUGGUUCUUGCCUACGAACUAUUGAUUCCGGAUGGGGAUUGUGUGGUUUGAUCUUUCCUCAGAACAAGUAUGCAAUAGUUGGAACUAAAGAUGGAAAACUGGAAAUAAUUGAUAUUGGAAGUAGCACUUGCAUUGAAGUGAUGGAAGCUCAUGGUGCCUCUGUUCAAUCGAUAACAGCUCUUCCUAAUGGAAAUGGUUUUGUCACGGGAAGUGCUGAUCAGGAUGUUAAGUUCUGGGAGUAUGAACUUAAACAAAAAUCUGGUCAAGACUCUAAGCGCCUAGUGGUGUCAAAUGUAAGGACUAUGAAGAUGAAUGGUGACGUUACUGUGGUUGCUGUUAGCCCCGAUGCUAAAUAUGUAGCUGUUGCCCUUUUGGAUUUCACAGUGAAGGUUUUCUAUAUGGAUACACUCAAAUUUUUCGUUUCUUUAUACGGUCACAAGCUGCCUGUGCUAUGCAUGGAUAUUUCAUCUGAUGGAGAUUUGAUGGUGACUGGCUCAGCAGAUAAAGACUUGAAGAUUUGGGGUUUAGAUUUUGGUGACUGUCAUAAGUCCCUUUUUGCUCAUACUAAAAGUGUUGAGGCAGUGCAGUUUGUGAGAAAUACUCAUUUCGUGUUUAGCGCUGGGAGAGAUGGCAUAGUGAAAUACUGGGAUGCUGACAAAUUUGAAUUGCUUUUAACUCUUGAGGGACACCAUGCAGAUGUUUUGUGUCUUGCAAUCAGUAACCGUGGUGAUUUCCUUGUUAGUGGAUCUAAUGACUAUUCCAUACGUCGCUGGGAUCGUACUGAAGAGACAUUUUUUAUUGAGGAAGAGAAAGAAAAAAGGUUGGAAGAGAUGUUCGAGUCUGACCUUGACUUUGACAAUAAAUAUAUGCCUAAGGAAGAAAUCCCGGAGGAGGGAGCUGUGGCCUUGGCAGGAAAAAAAUCCAAAGAAACCCUUUCAGCUUCUGAUUCAAUUAUUGACGCACUAGACAUAGCUGAAGCAGAACUGGCUCGUAUUGCUGAACAUGAGGAGGAGAAAAACAGGGGAAAGCGUGCAGAAUUUCAACCAAAUAUUAUUAUGAAUGGGCUUUCUCCAUCUGACUACAUUCUUCGUGCCCUUUCAAAUGUUCAGACAAAUGACCUGGAACAGACUCUACUGGCUUUACCUUUUUCAGAUGCUUUGAAGCUUCUAUCUUAUUUGAAGGAUUGGAUUUUGAAUCCAGAUAAGGUUGAACUUGUAUGCAGAAUUGCUACGGUGCUAUUGCAGACUCAUUACAAUCAGUUGAUUAGUACCCCAGCUGCAAGACCUGUGUUGACUAUUCUUAAAGAGAAGCUUUAUCCAAGAACUAAGGAAUGCAAAGAUACUCUAGGUUUCAACCUUGCAGUGAUGGAUCAUCUCAAGCAACUGAUGGCUUCGAGAUCGGAUGCACUAUUCAAAGAUGCAAAAUCUAAGUUACUGGAAAUCCGAGCACAGCAUUCAAAACGUCUAGAAGCAAGAUCAGAGACAAAAGAAGAAAAGCGAAGAAAGAAAAAGAACAAAAAAUCAAGUGAUAAGUGAUAUACAUGCAUUAAAAUGUGUGAAAGAAUAGUUUUCAAAAUGAAAUACAACAAAGCUUGUUCAUUUGGAUGAGAUUGGAUCGCUGGGAACACUUGGUCAUGACUCAUACCACUGAAAGUGUAGAAAUGGAAGUGUCUGAUACAAGGUAUGGAUUCGAGCUUGUUGCCUUUUAAGGGAUCACCUACUCCCCUAUGAGAAGGAUGUACAAGUGGCUGCUGAUUUGAUGGAGGCAUCUGAAAAUGUCCCAUCAUCUAAGUGCCUUGGGCGGGAUUAUUCCAGUUUUGUAACUUUAUUUAUAUAAGCAUUCGCUUGAUUUUAUUAACUCUAUAUACUGGCUAAUGCCAAGGUUCUGAGCAUAUUUUUUUGUUGCUUA
Molecule: messenger RNA, 3336 nt
Organism: Ziziphus jujuba (common jujube)
Lineage: Eukaryota; Viridiplantae; Streptophyta; Magnoliopsida; Rosales; Rhamnaceae
Exons: 12
Coding region: 111-2963 (950 amino acids)
Biological process (GO): maturation of SSU-rRNA
Cellular component (GO): small-subunit processome; Pwp2p-containing subcomplex of 90S preribosome
Molecular function (GO): snoRNA binding; protein binding
Source: RefSeq, a predicted model, not a curated record